Cyphomyrmex costatus is the source of this 718-nucleotide messenger RNA. RefSeq lists its product as uncharacterized. The transcript is spliced from 4 exons. NCBI's taxonomy places the organism in Eukaryota, Metazoa, Arthropoda, Insecta, Hymenoptera, Formicidae. The record is from RefSeq and is a predicted model, not a curated record. The coding region runs from base 163 to 483 and encodes 106 amino acids.
CAGCAGAUUACCUCUCAAAGAUAGGAUAAACCUGAAACGAGAUAGUCUAUGGAACGAAAUUAUCAAUACACUCGGAGGAACAUUAACUGUAAAGGUUGCAAAACAAAAAUGGAAACACUUGGCGCGAUGCCUAUAUAAAGACUCGUAAGCGUAUGCAGGGAUAUGUACCAAGGAUCUGGGGCAGAAGCUGGAUAUCCUCUUAAAAGCACGUUUGCUCAUUAUGACAGAAUGAGAUUUCUCGAUGAUACAUUAAACACAAUGCCGACCGUUAACUCUGUGCGACAUUUUGCGAACAACUUGACACAGAGCAGCAGCAGUAGUUCUACCGAUACUGAGCUGUUUGAUGCCAACAUAAACAUCGUCGAUAAUGUUGGUAAUAGAAUGGAGGGAUUAAUCUCAGAUACGGAUCAUUCAGAAUCUACAGUUUCGAGCACAGCAAGAUCAAACAGUAAAAAGAAAAACAGAGAUUCAGCUGAAAAGUGAAUUUCUAGAAUUGAUGAAGACAUCAUUCCCAAAGCGAGAUGUGGUGGACAGCUUUGUGGAGCAGCUAGCUGAUAUUUUGCGUCGUCUACCGUACCCUAAGCGCAGAACUCUACAAAGAAAUCUUAUGGAUAUGGCAAUUGCUACAGAAGAGUUAGAGGAGCAGAAUAAGCAAAUAUAAGUUUACUUAAUUUUAUUUAUGCAUUCUGUGCCUCUCUAUUUUUUAUUUAUUCUUACA